AUGCGUCAUUUAUAUGGGCCAAUCCUACAUAUCUUGCUUGCACAAUGGAUAGGGCCACUGGGCUUGUCUCUCCAUCCAUUCAAAUUUGCUAAAGGUGUGCUGUGCGCUCAUGAGCCCAUGCUAACUUUUCAAUUAAUUCCUGCCAGUGCCCAACCCACGGCAGGAGAUUGAACACAUAAAUCCAUUAACCCAAACAAGAUGUCCAAAUAAGAACUAUUCAUACCGAAAGGGUUAUAUCCACUGAUAACUUGUGAGCAGUUUAGCCAUAAAUAA
Spirodela intermedia is the source of this 273-nucleotide messenger RNA. The record is from the annotation of a GenBank genome assembly. Lineage: Eukaryota; Viridiplantae; Streptophyta; Magnoliopsida; Alismatales; Araceae.